This is a messenger RNA of Coniophora puteana RWD-64-598 SS2, 597 nucleotides long. RefSeq lists its product as uncharacterized. The record is from RefSeq and is a predicted model, not a curated record. Bases 1 to 597 code for a protein of 198 amino acids. Lineage: Eukaryota; Fungi; Basidiomycota; Agaricomycetes; Boletales; Coniophoraceae. The transcript is spliced from 3 exons.
AUGUCUACGGCGCACGCGAACCCGACAACGCACAGGCCGCCCCAGAUUCGCACGAGACCACCUGAACUGCCAGUGCCGCCUGGUGUUGGAAGGACAAUAGCUGUUGGGGUGGGUGUGGUGGUCGCAAUCAUCGGUGGGUCUGUGGUUUGGCAGAACCAGAGGCAGAAACGCAAGGAAACGGAAGAUGCGAGACACUUGGGAGGAGGAAUUCCGACUUGGCAAUACCGUAUCUUCCAAGUUAACAACCCCGAUCUUGUCUCGCAUCUCCCCAAGACGACCAAGGCCGGUGUUGAGCAGGGCAUCAGGGGCGAGCAGGUGCACAGGCCCAUCACACACGAGCAUAACUCCAACCAUAUGAACGUGCAGCGAUUCGAGGAAAAGUACGGCCCCAACCACGAGCGGAAGUAUACGCAGCCUACUGCGCAGCGGUCGCACACCUACGACGACAACCUUGUCUACACCAAGAAAUCGUCCAGCCGCGAUGCGUCGGAGCCAGUGGGCGAGGAUAUGGCAAAGCAUGGCGAGAGGAAACCGAAGGACCAGCCUAAUCCUACUUCGCUGAAGAACCCUGACCUCCCAAGCGGGUCCGAGUCGUAA